AUGGAUGCUUUUGAAGGAUCAGAGAAUCAUAUGAGUAUAUGGACUCUUUUUUCGCAGCCUUCUGCAACCAUUUUCCUGUAUGGGUUUUCUGCUUCUUCACACCUAAUUUUUUUAUUAGUUUUAUUAAUAUCCUGGGUUUGCAAGAGAUGUACGAUGCCUACCCUAGAAAACUCAAAACCAGUUUCCUAUUUUUUGUACUAUUGGUUAGCCUUUAUAUCUUGCAUGGGUCUUUCUUUCUGUGAUCUUCUGUUAUUUGUAUUAAACUACCACUCUGGGUAUAGACAUGGUUGGUCUAGCCUCAAGAUUUUUGCCCAAUUGGACUUUGCAUUCAGAACACUCACAUGGUUUGUGAUCUCUUCUUACUUGCACUUCCAAUUUUCUCAUUCAAGUGAACGUAGGUUCCCAAUUCUAGUCAGGAUUUGGUGGGCCUUCUAUUUUCUAAUGUCUUGCUCCAAUCUAGUUGUACAUCUUUCUUUGUGUUGGUCGUCCUUACCAUCCCUAUUAUGGGUCUCUGAUGUUGUAUCCAUUAUCGCCGGUUUGUUCUUUUGUUAUACUGGUUUGUUUGCCAAAGGGCUAGAAGAUGAAGAACUCCAACUUUCGGAGCCUCUUUUGGAAACUAGUUCAAGUCAAAGUAAUGGUGAUGAUGGACAAGGAAUAACUGGUACAGAAUGUAUGACUCCUUAUGCAAAUGCCAAUAUUCUUAGUAUAUUUACUUUCUCUUGGAUAGGGCCUUUGCUUGCCCUUGGGGGUAAAAAAACAUUGGACCUUGAAGAUGUUCCUCAACUUGCCAACUGUGAUAGUGCCAAUGUGAUCUUUUCUCGUUUUAUAAAUAAACUUGAAUCUGACACUAAUGAUAGUGGGAAUGGUGGUCACAUAAGCACACUCAAAUUGAUCAAGGCAUUGAUUAUCUCAAUAUGGAAAGAAAUUCUAUGGACGACACUAUUCUCCGUUAUAUGUACAUUGGCUUCUUAUGUUGGACCAUAUCUUAUUGGUGCCUUUGUUCAAUAUCUCAAUAGCCCUCACCAACUGAAACAUAAAGGCUAUGCAUUAGUGUUUAUCUUCUUUCUUUCAAAGCUCAUAAGGUGCCUCUCGGAGAGGCAUCUUUUCUUUCAAUUACGAAUGAUGGCAAUUAAGGUUCGUGUUGCCUUAUGCUCAAUAAUCUAUAAGAAGGGUCUUAUGCUUUCAAGCCAAUCAAAGCAAGGUCACACUAGUGGGGAGAACAUUAAUUUGAUGAGUAUUGAUGUUGAGAGGAUUGGCACUUUUAGUUGGUACAUGCACAAUAUAUGGAAGAUUCCUGUUCAGGUCAUUCUAGCAUUGUUGAUUUUGUACAAGAACUUUGGUCUCACAUCACUUGUUUCUUUUGUUACCACAAUGAUUUUUUUCUUAGCAAAUGUUCCACUAGGAAAACUACUAGAGAAAUUUGAGGGGGAAUUGAUGGAUUCUAAGGAUCAACGGAUGAAGGUGACAUCUGAGGCUCUAAGGAAUAUGAGAAUUCUCAAACUCCAGGGUUGGGAAAUGAAGUUCUUGUCUAAGGUAAUUGAUCUCAGAAACUUUGAAGCAAGAUGGUUAAAAAAAUUACGUUAUACAUCAGCUAUGACUUCCUUUGUCUACUUGUCUGCUCCCAUGUUUGUUUCCAUAGUUACUUUUGGGUUUUGUGUACUAGUGAGAAUUCCUCUACAGUCGGAAAAUAUUUUAUCUGCACUUGCAACAUUUGAUGUAUUGCAAGGGCCCAUUUUCAUUCUCCCAGGGACAAUAUCCAUGGUAAUUCAAACUAAAAUUUCUCUUGAUAGGAUAUCGUCAUUCCUCUGUCUUGAUGAUCUUCAUUCGAAUAUAGUACAGAAGCUUCCAAGAGAUAGUGUCGAGGUUGCAAUUGAGAUAGUUAAUGGGAAUUUCUCUUGGAACAUCCAUUCUCCUAGUUUUACAUUAAAAGAUCUUAAUUUUCGAGUGUAUCAUGCAAUGAAAGUGGCUAUUUGUGGUUCUAUUGGUUCAGGAAAGUCAAGCCUACUUUCAUGCAUACUGGGGGAAGUAUCGUACGUAUCUGGAACUAUUAAAAUGAAUGGGACAAAGGCCUAUGUUGCACAAUCACCUUGGAUACAAAGUGGCAAGAUAGUAGAUAAUAUAUUAUUUGGAAAGGAGAUGAACAAGGAACGAUAUGAGAUGAUCCUUGAAGCAUGUUCAUUGAAGAAGGACCUAGAAUUGUUUGCCUUUGGUGACCAAACUAUCAUUGGAGAGAGGGGGAUAAAUUUAAGUGGUGGGCAGAAGCAAAGAAUCCAAAUUGCACGCGCUUUGUACUAUGAUGCUGAUAUUUAUCUACUAGAUGAUCCUUUUAGUGCUGUGGAUGCUCAUAUUGGAACUCAACUAUUUCAGGAGUGUUUGCUGGGAAUUUUGGGUUCAAAAACAGUAAUUUAUGUUACCCACCAAGUAGAGUUUUUACCUUCUGCUGAUCUUAUACUGGUCAUGAGAGAUGGAAGGAUUACUCAAGCAGGAAAAUACAAAGAAAUUCUUAGUUCAGGAACUGACUUUAUUCAAUUAGUGGGUGCACAUAAAAAAGCUUUAGCGGACCUUAUUCCUAUUGAGCGUGGGGCUACUACGGAUAACUUAGUGAAUAAUAAGGAAGAUGGUAAUAUUCUAUCUAAGGAAUCUAUUCAAGAUGAUGAUGAAAGGGAACAAAAAAACCAUAAAAUAGAAAAAACGGUUGAGCCAGAAGGACAGCUUGUUGAAGAAGAAAAGAGAGAAAAGGGUGGAGUUAGUUUUUCAAUCUACUGGAAAUAUAUUACCACUGCAUAUAAAGGGGCUUUUGUACCAUUAAUAUUGCUAGCACAAAUUCUAUUUCAACUUCUCCUAAUAGUUAGUGAUUACUGGAUGGUGUUGGCUACUCCCAUUUCAGGGGAUGUGAAACCUCGUAUUCAAGAAUUCACUCUCAUCUUUUUUUAUGUUGUUUUGAUUCUUGGAAGUUGUUUUUGUGUACUUAUAAGGUCCAUGCUCAUUGUAAUCGUUGGAUACAAAACUUCCACUAUGCUCUUUAACAAAAUGCAUUUAUGCAUUUUUCGUGCUCCUAUGCUAUUUUUCGACUCUACUCCAAGUGGAAGGAUUCUAAAUCGGGCAUCUCUAGAUCAGAGUGCAGUUGAUACCUAUAUCCCGCAACAAAUUGAAGAACUUCUUAUGUCAAUCAUAGGAUUCCUUGGAAUAAUUGCAGUAAUGUCACAGAUUGCAUGGAAAAUGUUAAUUGUUUUUAUUCCAAUGACUGUGGCAUGCAUCUGGUAUCAGAAAUACUACAUUUCUGCAGCACGAGAACUAUCACGGUUAGCUGGAAUAUGCCAUGCUCCAAUUAUACAACAUUUUGCAGAAUCUAGUUUAGGUUCAACCACAAUCAGGUGCUUCGGUCAAGAAGAGAGAUUUAUUAAGACUAACCUCAAGCUCAUGGAUGGGUAUUCGCGGCCCAAAUUUCAUUUUUCUGGUGCGAUGGAAUGGUUAUGCUUCCGCAUGGAUAUGUUGGCAUCCAUCACAUAUGCCAUCUCUUUGAUUUUUUUGAUCUCAAAUCCUAAGGGAUUAAUCAGCCCUGGUGUUGCGGGUUUAGCAGUCACAUAUGGGCUUCGUUUCAGUAUGCAUGAGGUUGUAUGGGAUCUUAGUAAUCUAGAAAGUAGAAUCAUAUCUGUUGAAAGAAUACUGCAGUACACUUGUAUCCCUAGUGAACCCCUUCUAUUGGUAGAAGAAAAUAAUCCGGAUCAUGGAUGGCCAUCACAAGGGAAAGUUGAUAUUGUUGAUCUACAAGUUAGGUAUGCCCCAAACCUUCCUCUUGUCUUGCGAGGUUUAACAUGCAUUUUUCCUGGAGGCAAGAAGAUUGGUAUUGUUGGGCGUACAGGAAGUGGUAAAUCAACUCUUGUACAGGCUCUCUUCCGUAUGCUUGAUCCUGCAGCUGGUGAGAUACGGAUAGAUGGUAUUAACAUCAAUAAGAUUGUCCUUCAUGACUUGCGGUCAAGAUUGAGCAUCAUCCCUCAAGACCCUACAAUGUUUGAGGGGACUCUAAGAAAUAAUAUUGACCCACUUGAAGAGUAUAAUGAUGAACAGAUCUGGGAGGCUUUAGAUAAAUGUCAGCUUGGUGAUGAAGUUAGAAAGAAGGAAGGGAAGCUUGAUUCUACAGUGACUGAGAAUGGAGAGAACUGGAGCAUGGGUCAAAGGCAACUACUUUGUUUAGGGCGGGUAUUACUCAAAAGGAGCAAAGUGUUAGUACUUGAUGAAGCUACUGCAUCACUGGAUACUACAACUGACUAUCUAAUUCAACAAACGCUUAGUCAACAUUUCUCGGGAUCUACUGUAAUCACAAUUGCGCAUAGGAUAACAUCAGUUCUUGAUGCCGAUAUGGUCCUUCUUCUUGAUAAUGGCCUUGUAGUGGAAUAUGAUUCCCCAACCAAAUUGUUUGAGAUCAAGUCCUCAUCCUUUGCAAAACUUGUUAAGGAGUUUACUCGAAGAUGUAGUUCCUAGUUUUUGAAAGGCUGAAUAAGUGAGUUUUGAAUGUUCAAAUGUAAGCAGAAUCCAUUAGACUGAGGUGCAUUGCUAAGUAUGAAAAAAUUUUAUCAGGAGAAGAUGGUGGAAUAGAUAUCAUGGCAGCUUGUAAUCAAAUGAGUUAGCGUUGGUAUAUAGUUGAAGUACUAUGGGGCAGAACAAUUUUUUUUGCCAAGAGUCAGCAAGUGUAUUGUAUUAAUAUAGGAGAAAGAAAAUAUAUACAAUGAACGAAUUUAAAACAUUGAAUCUC
Macadamia integrifolia is the source of this 4753-nucleotide messenger RNA. Its product is annotated as ABC transporter C family member 3-like. Gene Ontology annotation, cellular component: plant-type vacuole; vacuolar membrane. The record is from RefSeq and is a predicted model, not a curated record. The transcript has 10 exons. The coding region runs from base 1 to 4482 and encodes 1493 amino acids. Lineage: Eukaryota; Viridiplantae; Streptophyta; Magnoliopsida; Proteales; Proteaceae. Gene Ontology annotation, biological process: transmembrane transport. Gene Ontology annotation, molecular function: ATP binding; ABC-type transporter activity; ATP hydrolysis activity.